AUAGACGGGAGGAGUUAAGGGAGAGGGAGGAGAAAAUAGGAGAGAAAGAGAGAGGGGGGAGGUGAGUGUAGGAGGGGAGAGGAUUGUGAGUGUAGUUCCCCAUGACCACGCUGGUGGAGGUACUGGUGCACUGCCUGGCACUGAUAUUCGCGUAUCGUGUGGCACUCUGGUGGCACUCUGCACUAGAUCACAGCCGCUCCACACACAGACACACACACACUGGCCUUCUUCAUGGUGUCAUCCUCAACCCAACCAUCACCAUCGUAAACCUUCGCUCGUCCGUACUCGUGCCAAGCCUUCUCCAACAAUCUCUUUCACAGAUAGACUCACGGAAUCGAACAUCACAGCCUCCCACGUCCGCCAUAUUGAUGACCGUCUUGGUCUGAACGUCACCACACACCUCUCCAAAUUUAUACUCGUCUCAUCGUAACCAAAACCAGCUGUAAACGUUACUAAAGAGCCUAAUUUACAUGGUAUUAAACACGCCACACUCACGCAUUUCAGUCGAACUUGAUUUCAUUCGUGUUAUGUAAACACAGAUCAAAGCUAUCCUCCACAGUUGUUCACACCCUCUGACUCCAGCAACACUAUUCACACAACUUUCAACGCAACAGAGCACCCCAUCUACCACAGCGCGCCGGAUUUCUCCCAAACACCGCAACAGAGUUCUUCAGCAUUAGCGUGCUGUCUCUUCCCAGGCUGGUAGCUACUUCGCCUGGACAUUGUGCAGGAGGAUGGAAAGCGUUCCCAAUCUCAUGCUGGGAAAUCCUAUUCUCCAGUACCAGCUGCUGCUCAACAGCAUUCUUUUGCCUAUAAUGUCCCCACAACAGCCCUUCAGUGGCACAGUGCCUGAUGGAGGGACAGUGCCUGAGGUUGGUGCCAAUGUCGACUUGGAUGAUUACCUCCGUAUGACGGCUCUGUCGAACCAGCUGGCCAUCACGCAACUCAACCAGCUGGUGGCGGAACUGACGGAGUCGGAGAGCAGCACCACCACCUGUGUGAAGGAGACUGAGGAGGAGGAGGACGCCAAGGAGCACGAGUACCAGAAGCAACUGCUGCAGUUGGUGUCUGAGGGCUUCAAGAUCCUCUCCAGGGAGGUUGUCGACUCCAGGAACCAGGUCUCCGGUGGCUUCAGCGCCUCCAACACCAAGCAAGAGUCGUCGGUGGCGGCGCUGCUGCAGACACUGGCGGAGGGCUUCAACAACACAGGCUCGGACGUGGUCGACCUGCGACGACGACUGGACGAACUCGACGCCGCUCACAGGAUUGAGAUUCAAGAACUCAAGGAGACGGUGAAGGAGGAAGUGGCCCAACUCUGGAAGAACCACAGCUCCCUUGCUGAAGAGUCGUCGGUGGCGGCGCUGCUGCAGACACUGGCGGAGGGCUUCAAUAACACAGGCUCGGACGUGGUCGACCUGCGACGACAACUGGACGAACUCGACGCCGCUCACAGGAUUGAGAUUCAAGGACUGCAGGCGACGCUGAAGGAGGUGUUCGACCAGCUCCUCCUCAACCACUCCUCCCUCGCCAAAGAGGCGCUGGAGCUGGCGCAGGUGACGGCGACGGGCCUCCUGAAGCUGCAGGCAGACUUCCACAACGUGACGGAGGCCCUCGAGCUCGUAGUGGGCAACUUUGACAAGUUCACCGCCAACUUUGACAACUUUACCUCCGACUUUGACAACUUCACCGACAACUUUAUAAACGCAAGCUCCAAAAGUUGCAUGGACGAUGUUGUUGUCGCCCAUUGUCCUGACAGCUUCGUCCUGGAGGGGCAGGAGUGCUUCUGGUUCAGCGAGGAGGUGGAGCAGCUCACGUGGCCCCAGGCCAGGAAGUUCUGCAAGAACGUGGGCGCCGAACUCGCCCAACCCGAAGACCCCAUUACCUUCAUCCUGGCCAUCAGGAACCACAUUGGCGAGGAGGAGCUGUGGGUGGGAGGAGAGGAGCUGGAAGUGGAGGAGGUGACGGAGAAGUCCUCCAGGAGCGACACAGGCGUGGGACUCCAGCUCCAGCUGGAGUCGACCCCGUGGCACUGGCUCUCCGGGGCCGAGGUCAGCCACGGGUGGCUCAAGGGCCGCCCCUCGGCCCCAGGAGGGGUGGAGGGCUGCCUCACCGCCUCCAAGCUGGGCCUCAACAGCGCCUACUGCGGCAAGGAGCUCCGCUACAUCUGUCAGUACCCCUACAGCCCUUGAAGAGGCCAGCCACACCCACGGCGCUCGACUGGUGUAACUGGAAGGGCGGGAAACUCGACGUAAACAUAAGAAGCGAUGGGAUGGUCGUGAUAACACACACACACACACACACACACACACACACACACACACACACACACACACACACACACACACACACACGCGCGCGCG
Procambarus clarkii (red swamp crayfish) is the source of this 2360-nucleotide messenger RNA. RefSeq lists its product as uncharacterized. Gene Ontology annotation, cellular component: cell surface; plasma membrane. The record is from RefSeq and is a predicted model, not a curated record. Lineage: Eukaryota; Metazoa; Arthropoda; Malacostraca; Decapoda; Cambaridae. Gene Ontology annotation, biological process: regulation of natural killer cell mediated cytotoxicity. Gene Ontology annotation, molecular function: signaling receptor activity.